Messenger RNA from Puntigrus tetrazona (Sumatra barb), 1117 nucleotides. Its product is annotated as disheveled-associated activator of morphogenesis 2-like. The record is from RefSeq and is a predicted model, not a curated record. Bases 302 to 682 code for a protein of 126 amino acids. The transcript has 5 exons. Gene Ontology annotation, biological process: negative regulation of oligodendrocyte differentiation; positive regulation of canonical Wnt signaling pathway; actin cytoskeleton organization. Gene Ontology annotation, molecular function: small GTPase binding; actin binding. NCBI's taxonomy places the organism in Eukaryota, Metazoa, Chordata, Actinopteri, Cypriniformes, Cyprinidae.
CAGCUGAAAUCCAGACUCUGGUGCAGUAGCACUUAGGUCUCUCCGGGGUGGAAGUAUCAGUUUUCUUUGCUUUUUUAUACUUUUGAGCACAGGUUUAACAACGGUAUAAAAUAAAAGAAAAAGAUCAGUAGGUCUAAGAGGAUUUGGAUGUCUACAUUUAAAGGGCACUAAAAAUCUUUUGGUUGACAGUGAAUAAAACAAAGAUGAGAUAUCCAAAAGGGCUGGUCUCUGAAGGGGAUAAUGCCCCCUAGAUAGCAGACUCUUCGCCUCACUGGCUGUUGGCCCCUCCAGAUUGUAGAGGAUGCCUCCCCGGAAGCGCACACGGCCCACCCUAGGCUUCCUGUGCUGCUUCAGCAGCAGUGAACCCCCUGAGAUCAACCUGAAAGACAGUGUACCGCUGCAGCUGCUGGAGUUCAGUGCCCCUAUGCCCCCAGAGGAAGAACUGCAUGCCCGUUUCUCUGAAUUAGUGGAUGAACUGGAUCUCACAGACAAAAACAGGAAGCCAUGUUUGCUUUGCCUGCUGAGAAAAAAUGGCAGAUCUAUUGCAGCAAGAAAAAGGAACAAGAGGACCCCAACAAGCUUGCUACCAGCUGGCCUGAUUACUAUAUUGACCGCAUUAACUCCAUGGCAGCUGGCUCAAGGCCAGCUAUUUCAGCCGAGGGGAGCCUCAGUUAGGCAAUAGAACAGCUGGCAAUGGGAGGAUUCACAAGAAGCAAACAGGUCGACUUGAGUGUCUCUGAAUCAACUUACCGUCUAACUCCAGACAGAGAAAAUAGAUCCUCUCCACGACAUGGAAAUAUGGUCAACCUCUGCAAACCAAUCAUGGUACACAUCUGAUCAUGCAUUUCUGUGUGAGCAUUCUGAAUGGGAGCUUGUGCAGGGCCCUGUUUAAAAAUUUGUAGAUCCAGGAUUGGUUGAAGGCCACCAUCUUUUUUGGGUACGAUGAAGUAGGUACUGUAAAACCCCCGCGCCACCUCAGCUGGAGGGACCUGCUUGAUUGCAUCUUUGCCAGGAGGAUAGCAAUCUCUCCUCACAAGACAGAAGCGUUCCAGGCUGCCACAGAAGUCUUAAAAAUGCCCCUGAACCUGGGAGGUUGGUGGGCGAGUUGGAUCACAUA